Myotis davidii is the source of this 350-nucleotide messenger RNA. RefSeq names its product NADH:ubiquinone oxidoreductase subunit A6 (gene NDUFA6). The transcript is spliced from 3 exons. Gene Ontology annotation, biological process: response to oxidative stress. NCBI's taxonomy places the organism in Eukaryota, Metazoa, Chordata, Mammalia, Chiroptera, Vespertilionidae. The record is from RefSeq and is a predicted model, not a curated record. The coding region runs from base 1 to 276 and encodes 91 amino acids.
AUGACCACACCACCAGGCACCUCACCAAUGAACUUAUUCCAGCUAGACAUCUCUGUGAAACAGGGACGGGAUAAAGUCCGAGAAAUGUUUAUGAAGAAUGCCCACGUCACAGACCCCAGAGUGGUUGAUCUUCUGGUCAUUAAGGGAAAGAUGGAACUGGAGGAAACUAUUAAAGUGUGGAAGCAGCGGACACACGUCAUGCGGUUCUUCCAUGAAACAGAAACUCCAAGGCCAAAGGAUUUCCUGUCCAAGUUCUAUGUUGGCCACGACCCAUGAAGUCAUUCAGUGGGAAGGUGCAUGUUGAUAUUUAAAUACUUUAUAGUACAAAUAAACUCAGUAUAUGAUGGUCA